This is a messenger RNA of Pediculus humanus corporis (human body louse), 2616 nucleotides long. RefSeq names its product SLIT-ROBO Rho GTPase-activating protein, putative. The record is from RefSeq and is a predicted model, not a curated record. Gene Ontology annotation, molecular function: protein binding. Bases 1 to 2616 code for a protein of 871 amino acids. The transcript is spliced from 12 exons. Lineage: Eukaryota; Metazoa; Arthropoda; Insecta; Psocodea; Pediculidae. Gene Ontology annotation, biological process: negative regulation of cell migration; signal transduction. Gene Ontology annotation, cellular component: cytoplasm.
AUGUCUGUUGAUUUAUAUUCAUGUAAUUUUUUUUUUUAUUCAGAUAUUCGACUCCAGUUAAGCGAACAGUUAAGAUGUUUGGACGUACGUAUGGAAGCUCAGGUGGCUUUGGUCGCCGAAUUACAAGAUUAUUUUCGAAAAAGAGCCGAAUUAGAAUUGGAUUAUUCGAAAAAUCUUGAUAAAUUGGCCAAGAGUUUGCAAUUGAGACACAAAGAACAAAAGCAAAAAAGAGAACAUUGGCCGCUUUUUUCAAGUUAUUCUUGCUGGCAACAACUAGUCACACAAACAAAAAAUCUAAGUAAAGAUCAUGCAGCACUCAGCGAAAUUCAUUCGACGCAUUUAGUUAGUAGAUUGGGCCAAGUUAUGGAAGACGUUCAAAGAAUAUACAGAAAAUGUCGGGAAAUCGGUUAUGAAACCCAUGAGGAUAUAUUGAGAGUCUUACACGAGUUGCACACGACAAUGAAAACAUAUCACGCCUAUCAAGCGGAGUUCAGGCAAGCAGAAAAUAAAUUAAAAGUGGCAGAGAAUCAAAGACUUAAACAAGAAUCGACUUUGCCGAGGGAAAAAUUGGAUAGAUCGAAAAAAUAUCGAUUAAUAGAAAAAGAAGUUCAAAAGAGAAAGAAUAAAUACAACGAUGCAAAGCUCAAAGCGUUAAAAGCUCGAAACGAAUACAUGUUAUGUUUAGAAGCAUCAAACACAACAAUUCACAAAUAUUUCGUCGACGAUCUCUCAGAUUUAAUAGACUGCAUGGAUUUCGGGUUCCACAAUUGCAUUUCCAGAGCUUUGCUCAUGCACAUAUCGGCCGAAGAAGGACUCGAAAGAUCCGUUCAAACGGGACUCGAUAAUCUUCACAAUUGCAUCGGAAGUCUCGAUUCGAGAUUGGAUAAGCAAAGAUUUUUGGAAUCGAAUCAUUCGGCAUUCAUGAUACCAAAGAAAUUUGAAUUUCAGGGUCUGCGCGGCGACGAUGGUCCCGAACCGGAGCUUCAAAAAAGUUUGAGAGAGGAAUUGGAAUCUCGUCUCAUGCAAUUGCAACAAAGAAUCACAUCAUUGAGAACGGAAUCGGAAGAAGUUUGGAAAACGUUAGAGACUGCGGAAACGACACUUUUAGAAAUGCUAAAUGCCAAAGAUUACGAUUGUAGCGAAUACUUUGGAGAAAAUGCAGUUCCGGCUAGCAAACCACCGGAAACCGUUUAUAUAAAACUCAGAGCCGAUCGACAAGAGACUGAGGAAUUUUAUUUAAGCAAAUUUCGGGAAUACGUUUUAGGAACGAGUAGAAUAGCGAGGUUGGACGCCAAACACGAACACAUUCGUCAGACUCUUUUGGAAGCCGGAGGAGAUUCUCCCAAUUGGUUGUCCACGGCAAACAAUCACAAGGGAAACAAUCAGGGAAGUUUGUCUCAAACGAAACCACCCAGAAGGAAAAGAAUAGGACGUCAAAUGAACGGACAACCGAAACUUUUCGGAGGAAGUUUAGAAGAAUAUUUGGAGGCGACCAAUCAAGAGAUUCCUCUUAUCAUUAAAAGCUGCGUGAGAGUUAUCAAUUUGUACGGCCUUCAUCACCAGGGAAUAUUUAGAGUGUCUGGUUCUCAAGUUGAAAUAAACAAUUUUCGUGAAGCUUUCGAAAGGGGAGAAGAUCCAUUGGCUGACGUAACGGAUGCAUCAGAUAUAAAUUCGGUUGCCGGCGUUCUCAAACUUUAUCUUAGGGAGCUUCGCGAGCCUCUUUUUCCAAUUAUUUAUUUUGAACAAUUUAUGGAACUAGCUCAGGAAGAAUCAAAAAGGGGAUUCGUAACUAAAAUAAGAGACGUCGUUCAAAGUCUUCCCAAGCCGGUUGUUAUCGUUAUGAAAUACUUAUUCGCGUUUUUAAAUCACUUGUCCGAAUUCUCCGACGAAAACAUGAUGGAUCCAUAUAAUUUAGCGAUAUGCUUCGGUCCGACAUUGGUUCCGGUUCCGGAAGAAAAAGAUCAGGUUCAAUUUCAAAAUUUGGUAAACGAAUUAAUUAAAAAUAUAAUAUUAUUUAACGAAGAAAUAUUUCCGGCCGACGUCGGAACAGUUUUUUACGAGAAAUACAUUUCGAAAGAACCCGACGAAUGCGACGUUGGGGAUUCCCCGUCGGAUCAAAUUCAAGAGGAUUUGGAUUCCGAAGUUUAUCCAUCGGAAGACGAAUCCGACGUGUUGGAAGCAACUGUUCAAUUUGAUUUCUUGGCCAGAUCGGAUAGAGAAUUAAGUCUGAAAAAAGGUGAUAACGUAACACUGUAUACUCAGGUAUCGAACGACUGGUGGCGAGGAAGCGUCAACGGUCAAGAAGGCCUUAUUCCGGAUAAAUACAUUCUCCUAAAGAUAAAGGAUGAAGAUAGAGAAAAAGUCGAUAUACUCAAAUCCAGUUCAUCGGAAGAAUCCAUGAGGAGAAGAGCAUCGAGUUCGAACGAUUCCGUUCUUUCCGGCACAUCUUCAUCUACUCACAAUUCUCCUCUUAUAAGCAUAAGUCCGAUGAAUUGGACACCGGAAACGGAACCGAGAUCCGAUUGGGUCGAUAGAAAUAAUAAAAAAGAUGAAGCGCCGCUCUCGUUGUUGGCGACAACAACGACAACCCACGAGGUACUGGAGACAACCGUUUAA